Cynoglossus semilaevis (tongue sole) is the source of this 2542-nucleotide messenger RNA. RefSeq names its product claudin 12 (gene cldn12). Lineage: Eukaryota; Metazoa; Chordata; Actinopteri; Pleuronectiformes; Cynoglossidae. The record is from RefSeq and is a predicted model, not a curated record. Gene Ontology annotation, cellular component: plasma membrane.
AUCCACCUGCGAGACAGCGCUCGGGGGAAACAAUGCUGCCUUUGCGCAGCCUGGUCUUGUUUACUGUCUUCUUUGACUGUACUUCAGAGUAGAAACGCCUCGGCUGUUGUGGUGCCUCUGGCUCAAAAGGACAAACACAAAAUGUCACGGUCUAUACUGUGAAAACCCGGGAACUACUGAACUUUUCAACAGGAACUUUCUCGUGGCCUUGUUUCCUGUCAGCACCAGUGACCAUGACGUGCCGGGACAUUCACGCCACCAACAUGUUUGCCUUCAUCUUUGCCUGUGUGUCAGUGGGAGGGCUGGCCGUGGCAACUGUCAUCCCACAGUGGCGUGUGACCAGACUGAUCACCUUUAAUCGUAACAGCAGGAACAUCAGUGUGUACGACGGUCUGUGGACCAAAUGUGUGAAGCAGGAUGGAUAUUCAGGAUGUUACAUCUAUGAUUCAGAGUGGUACUCCAAGGUGGACGUGCUCGACCUGCGACUCCUGCAGUUCGGUCUGCCCGCGGGGCUCAUGUUUGCCACCCUGUCUUUGCUCCUGUGUAUGGUGGGGAUGUGUAAGACCUGCUGCUGCUCAGACAAACCUGAACCAGAUAUUAAAACGACCAGAUUCCUAGUGAACAGUGCAGGCUGCCAUCUGGUGGCUGCCAUGUUCUUGUUCCUGGGUGGAGCCAUCGCUCUUGCGCCCUCAGUGUGGUUUAUAUUCCAGACUCAGGAGCUGAACAACAAGUAUGAAGUCAUUUUCUCAGACGGAUUUGCUGUGUACGUGUCCAUUGGCUGCUCCGGUGGAUUGAUACUGGCCUCGCUCAUGAUGUUCAUGUGGUACUGCAUGUGUAAGAAGUUGCCUUCACCGUUCUGGUUGCCAGUGUCCACCAUGUCGAACUCUCCCUCCACUCAGCCUUUAACUGCCAACGGAUACCCCCCCUCCCCGGUCUACGCCCCUCAGCCUUUGCCACCGCAGGCCCUCCCUCCAACCGUCAUUGACAACCAGCCUUUUCUGGUGCCACAGGGCUAUGCACAGAGUGUGGUUGCCCCUGCACCACCGCAGGUGUACGUGUCUCAGAUUUCUGCUCCUGAUGGGUACGGGUCAGAGGUGGGGAGGACCCAGGCCUACAGCUACGCUCCCUCCCAGGGCUACGCACCAUCGCAGGGCUAUUCGCAGGGCUACGCACCAUCGCAGGGCUACGCACCAUCGCAGGGCUAUGCGGCUUCCCAAGUAUAUGCUCCUUCUCAGGGCUACGCCUCCAGCUACAUGGGCCACCGCCAGUCCACCCGUUCACGUAUGUCCGGCAUAGAGAUUGACAUUCCGGUGCUGACGCAUGGGGAUUAACAAUCUCGGCAGGUUGAGUUUGAGAUUGAGACUGACAGUGUUACGGCUUCACUCAGUCCAGGUUGAUAAAUCACCACUGGUUGAAUGUUAAAGUCAGUCUCAUGUCAACUGGAGGUCUUUUAUGAAGGAAACAUUAACAGAAAUGAACAAAACCACUGGGGUUAGCAUCACUGGAUUAAGAUUAAGAUUAAGAAGGAAAAUCACCAGCGAAACACUAACACUAAAGACACUUAACUACACCAUACUUUUCACCUUUUUCUCUGCCCAGCUCUGUGUUUACAAGCAAAAGCAAAUAUUAUACUGUUAAUAUGUCUUUAUAUGAACAUUUUAUUCCAAGUCUCAGAUGAACCACAUUCAGGAAAUGUAGUUACGUUCUAAAAGUGGAAACGGUUUACUUGACUUUUUAUGUAUCAGAAAAAUGAAAAAAAAAACAUGUUUUUCACUGACUGCUUGUAUUUUAGAAAUGUAUCUUAAACAAAUGGAAAUAAGUGUCAGUGUCAGUUCACUUUGUUCCUGAUGGUUAAAAAUGUAAAUUGCCAAACUACAGAUGAAACAUUUUAUUGUUUUAUUUUAUUGUUACAGUACCACUACUGACCGAACUGUCAGCAUCAAUCUUUAUAGUAAUAGAUACUAACUCACUUUUUUUAUUCUGUAGAAUCCUGUUACUUUUAAGUCUAGUUGCUUUAUUUUUAACUCUUCCAUUUGUGGAGCAGCUUUUACUGUUUUUAUUAAUGCACUAAUUGAGUACAAACCGUAUCAGUCUCUAUGCCUUUGUUCACCGUUGUUGUGUACUUUGCUCUCACAGGAUUUAUUUGUUAGGGUGUGUGAUGAUCAUGGCACUAAGUGUUUUUAUUUUAAAUGUACAGGUGCAGAUACUCAUUUUUAUAUAUAUAUCAAUAUAAUGAAGAAAAAUAAAAAUCUGAAGAAGCGGUUCCUCCAGCAGGUUGUGGUGAAACGUGUAAAAACAACAACUACGAGAAAUGACUUGAUAUAUUUGUACGAUGAAGUCUCCGCCACUGUCUGUGUGAAGUGAAGUUGUUCAUGUCCACUGUGUCAUUGGUCGAGCCAAAAGUGACGAGUGAGGAGUUGGUCGUUGCCUUCUUUGUGUUUUUUCCUAAACAGCACUGAACAAUGUUUGUCUGUGAUUCUGUCAUGAUGUGAUUCAAACGAGUUUGUUUUUCUAUUGGAAAAUAAAACAAAAUAUAAAAUGA